CGAGACAAUGCGACCUAACAGAAAGAAACCAAAGAUUGAUCAGACCAAACCAGAGAUGAAGUUCAUCAAGUCUCUAGGAAAGGGUACGUACGGCUCCGUAGAUCUCUUUAGCUACACCAAAGACGACGGCUCAACGUUCUACAACGCCGUGAAGAUCUCUGAUUCUAAUUACUACAACUCUAUCAACAGAGAGUUUAAGAUCCUCUCGGCACUCAGAGGAUGUCAAGGAAUCGUGCAAUCUUUUGGUAACUCACUGCUUCAAGAAACCGAUUCCAACGGAAAGAAAGUCUACAAGAUGGCCAUAGAGUACGCAGCUGGUGGUAACCUAACCGACUUCAUCCGAAUAAACCGAAAGUUAUCGGACACGAUCGUUAAAGACUUCACUCGGAUGCUUCUCCAAGGGUUAGUGUUGGUACAUGAUCACGGUUACGUCCACUGCGAUCUUAAACCGGAGAAUCUCCUUCUCUUCCCGCGUCACGAUCAAGAAACGCGGUUUUGCUCGUACGAGUUAAAGAUUUCGGAUUUUGGAUUGACGAUAAAGGCAGGAGAGGAGUCCGUUUGUUGGGAAACCAAAUCUCCGUUUGUCGGAACGCCGUUAUACAUGUCUCCGGAGUCGGUACGGGACGGUACCACCGUGGAGAAAACCCUAGACUUGUGGUCGUUAGGUUGCGUGGUGUUGGAGAUGUGUGUAGGUAAGCAUCCGUGGUCAGGGUUUAGUGUUGAUGAGAUAAAGUCUCGUUUGUUGUGUGGGAAGGCGCCGGAGAUUCCAGAGACUGUGCCGUGUGACGCAAGGAAGUUUGUGGAGAAGUGUUUCGCAAGAAAGGCUGAAGAGAGGGGAAGUGCUUCUGAGCUGUUGUUGCAUCCGUUCUUGAACGGAGAGAGGAAGGUGGAUGGUGCCGGUGGCGGCGGCGGAGAGAGGAGACGGGUGGGGUUGAGGAUCAGAAAACCACCGGAGAGGUUUGAAGAUAUUGCCAAGAAGUCAUUAAAAUUGAAGAGUAUUUCAUCGAAGUCCUCGCAGUUUAAAAGAGUUUCGAAUAAACCCCAAAAGGUUAAGAUUGGUCGUCCUUGACUCCCAAAAUCAAAUGUUGCUCCCGUGCAGUAGUUUCCUGAAAUUAAAAGUACCGCUGUUACU
This is a messenger RNA of Brassica oleracea var. oleracea, 1132 nucleotides long. RefSeq names its product mitogen-activated protein kinase kinase kinase 1. The transcript has a single exon. The record is from RefSeq and is a predicted model, not a curated record. Lineage: Eukaryota; Viridiplantae; Streptophyta; Magnoliopsida; Brassicales; Brassicaceae. Gene Ontology annotation, biological process: protein phosphorylation. Bases 8 to 1069 code for a protein of 353 amino acids. Gene Ontology annotation, molecular function: protein kinase activity; ATP binding.